Molecule: messenger RNA, 1541 nt
Organism: Osmerus eperlanus (European smelt)
Lineage: Eukaryota; Metazoa; Chordata; Actinopteri; Osmeriformes; Osmeridae
Gene: rsph14
Product: radial spoke head 14 homolog
Exons: 6
Coding region: 114-1136 (340 amino acids)
Molecular function (GO): protein binding
Source: RefSeq, a predicted model, not a curated record
GUGAGCAGCCGGGAGCGACUGUAGACAUGCUAUUCUGAAAUAUUUAAUUUAGGAAUAAGUUUAGCCUUUCUACCAAAAGUACUGAAUACAGUGAACGGUUGGAGGUUUGGGAAAUGGGCAGCACUCGUAUAUCCAAGCAGUUACCUCCGCUAAUUGACCCGACGCAGGCACCUGUUGCAUUCGGCAACAGAGCCCUUCCGCGACUCUCCAUGGAGCUGCAGGACCCUCAUCUGUACAUCCGACAACGGGCUCUAACAGCACUUUGUGACUUAGUUCAUGAUCCAGAGAGGGCUUACGAAGCCAUCCAUAACGGCUGUUUGGAGAUACUGAAAGGGUUGCUGAAAGACAAGGACAGCUCAGUGAGAAUUAAAACCACAGAAGUACUCUACCUCAUGGCUUCCCAUAAUGUGGGAAGAGAAGCCUUCCUGAAGUUGAACGUGUUAGACCCACUCUCUGACCUACUGGAUGAGCCUGUGGUCACCUGUCGUAAGAACAUGCACACGGCCCUCAAGAUAAUGGCUGAGUUUCCGGCAGGCGCAGCCCACAUGGUGUCUCUGGGCCUGGUCCCCAGGCUGGUAAUGAAGCUGCCAGCUGAGCAGGAGGAGAUCCGAGCCCUGAUCCUGGCCACACUCAGCUCCUGUGUGAGGGUGGAUGCCCUGCCGGCCCUGGCCAGCAACGGGGUCUCGGUCCUGGGAGAGCAGCUCUCUCACCCCUCCCCAGACAUCCGCAGGGAAGCCGCUUCAGCCAUGAUGGGCAUCAGUGUCCCGCCCGAGGGGAAGCACAAGGUGUGUGAGGAGGGGGUACUUCCUCUGCUGGUCACGCUGCUGUCGGACAGCGACCCCGGCGUCACCGCCAGCGCUGCUGGGACCAUCAUGAACACCUCUGUCAUAUCUAAAGGGAAGUACCAGGCCCUGAAGGCAGGUGCCCUCCCCCCGCUCCUGGCCCUGGUGGGCAGCGAGGACUUGGCGGUGUGUGCCAACGCCUUGCGGGCCCUGACGGUGCUGGCGGAGGCCCCACACGCUCGGACGGAGCUGCUGGAGCACGUGCCCCUCCUGGAAACACGCCUCAGUCACCCCGCAGACAUCAUACGCCGUGCCGCGCAAACCGCCAUCAGUGUGGUGUCCUGGACCCCCUGAGAGGCACGAGGACACACACACAUCUCCUGGACACGCUACAAGAGCUGGAGGGGUGACACACACACACACAUACACACACACGUGGACAUCCUGUGUACACAGACUCGGAGGAAUGGAGACAAGCUGCUCCCUUCCCCUGUUUCUCCAUCUUUCUCAGUUCUCUUUAUUCCUCUCUCCUCCAUAUCACCCUUGUCUGUCACUCUGUUUCUCACCAUCCACUCCUCUCUCGCUCCCCCUGUAAGUCUACUUCAUUGCUUUUCUCUCACACACACUUACAGAAGUGCAUCUCUGCCGCUUUGGUGCACACACAUGCAUACGCAAGCGCCACACAAUUUAUUGUUUAUCUUUGUGAUCAGUGUCAGGUUUAUGCAAAUAAACUCAUGAAAGAAAAUUACAUGUCUACAU